This is a messenger RNA of Penicillium lagena, 933 nucleotides long. RefSeq names its product mitochondrial 54S ribosomal protein uL15m. The coding region runs from base 1 to 933 and encodes 310 amino acids. The transcript is spliced from 2 exons. Gene Ontology annotation, cellular component: mitochondrial large ribosomal subunit. Gene Ontology annotation, biological process: translation. The record is from RefSeq and is a predicted model, not a curated record. Gene Ontology annotation, molecular function: structural constituent of ribosome. Lineage: Eukaryota; Fungi; Ascomycota; Eurotiomycetes; Eurotiales; Aspergillaceae.
AUGGCUCCCCGGCUAAUGGGGCUACCCCUACAAUUGCAGCAAUUUGCUGCCCGCCCCAUCCUUCAAUCAUCGCCAUUGGCCUUCCUCAUCCCACACAUCCAGCAAACCCAGACUCGCCAAGCGUCCAUCCUGGGCUCGCUCUCCGACAAUCCCUCCGCUUACAACAAGCGCAUUCGCCGUGGUCGCGGUCCUGCCUCGGGAAAGGGUAAGACUUCCGGCCGUGGACACAAGGGUCAGAAGCAACAUGGCAAAGUGCCGGCGAAUUUCAAUGGUGGGCAGACGAAGGAUAUCGUCGUGCAUGGGGAGCGUGGGUAUACGAAUAUCUUCUCCGCCGACCUAGCCCCCAUCAACCUCGACCGCAUCCAAGACUGGAUUGACCAAGGCCGCAUCGACCCGGCGCGUCCGAUCACCGUCCGCGAGCUGCUGGACUCCCGCUGUAUCCACCAGCACCGCGACGGUGUGAAGCUGCUCGGCCGCAUUGAGGCGUCCACCCUCAAGCAGCCGCUGCAUCUAGUCGUAUCGCGCGCAUCCGCAUCUGCCAUCGCAGCCGUCGAAGCCGCCGGUGGCACCGUGACAACACGGUACUACACGCGCUCGGCCAUCGUGCGGAUCAUGGCGCGCGAGACGCACCCGUUCCUGUCACUGGCAUGGACGGCGCAGAGCGGGAACGAGGCUCUGCACCAGGCGGCGGGUGUUCCUGUUUCCGAUAAGGAGGGAGAAGUGAUGAAGGCUAUGGGUUUCCGGUACCGCUUGCCUGACCCAUCGAGUCGCAGGGAUAUCGAGUAUUAUCGUGAUCCCGCCCAUCGCGGGUAUUUGAGCCAUCUGCUCAAGCCGAUGGAGGGACCGAGUUUGUUCUUCCGCUCGCCGGAGGAGCGCAAGUCGACGGCUGGUGUUAAGAAGGAGAAGGUUCUGCCGGAGAAUAGGCUCUGGUAA